Ascoidea rubescens DSM 1968 is the source of this 2460-nucleotide messenger RNA. RefSeq lists its product as uncharacterized. Lineage: Eukaryota; Fungi; Ascomycota; Saccharomycetes; Ascoideales; Ascoideaceae. The coding region runs from base 43 to 1965 and encodes 640 amino acids. The transcript has a single exon. The record is from RefSeq and is a predicted model, not a curated record.
UCAAACAUCAAAACAGACACAAUUUUAAAUGCCAUAUCAAUCAUGGAUAAGUUUCCUUUCAUUCAAAUCAAAGAUGUUAAGCUUAUUAUAAAGGCUAUUAAUAGUUUGAGCAAAUCUAUUUCCAUAUUAGUAAAUAGCUGCAUAGAUAAAGAUGAUUAUAGGAAACAGUUGAGAGCACUAUCUAAUCUCCAAGCCGAUUCUGUCAAAAAUGGAACCUAUUUUGAAACUGAAAAACAAGACUUAUUAAAAUUAUUGAGUACUCCUCAAAUGAAACUCGCUUGUCAGUUGGCAAGUCAUUAUAAAGAGAGCAAAUUGGUUAUUUUCAAGCAGAUUAUCGAGUAUCCUUUAAAUAUAGCAAAAGAUGAUUUAGCCGAUUUGGAUAGAUACUAUUCCAAUGAUAUUCCAAACACAGAUUAUAAUAAAAAUGAGCGUAAUACUGUGCUCAAUCCCAUGAAUAUUAUUUUCGAAAAUCCUUUAAAAUCAAUGCUCCCUUUAAAUUUUGAAAAUCUUCCAAACAAUACUUUUUUUAAUCCAGAUUUAGUUUUACCUUUAAUAUUUCAAAGCAAGUUUAAUCAUUUGAAAAAAUUCGCCAGUCUCGAAUAUAACAAAUCAGUUGAAAACAAUUUUCGCUUAAUCAAUUUGGGUAAAUCUUUUUACAAAUACUCUUUAUUUUAUUUUUUGAAUCACAAAAUCAACGAUUUAAGUAUUGAAAAGAUAUUUUCCAUAUAUUUUUCAAUGUUUGAUGUAAGGUUUAUUUCAAAUUUUUUUUUUUAUUUUCAAAUAGAUAAAAAAUUAAUUUCUUAUUUGUCAACACAAAAUUUAACUGAUAUCACAAUUAAAAAUGUAGAAGAAAUUUUAUCCUCAAAUUUCUUAAGCUACUUUGAUAUUUUAAAUUUAUUUUCCAAUUUUUUUUUCUCAUCUCUUGGUGCAUCCAUUUAUCUAGAAAACAAUUUCAAUUUUGCUUAUGAAAUAGUUCAAACUUUAUUUAUUAUCUAUCGUGACAGCUUUAAGAAUAAUUUUGAGCAGGAUCCUAAAAACAGUUUUAAAAACAAUUUGAGAUUUGAGUUUAAUGAUGAAUUUUUAAUUGAUGAUAAUAAUCGAAAACACUUUUCAUUUGAGAAUUUAGAAAAUAAUGAAAUUUAUAAUGAAGUUCCAAAUCUUAAAAUAGAGCUGAGUAAAUAUGAUCAAUUUAAAAAAACUUUUAAUCACCCUGAUGCUUAUGAUAUUUUUGAACUUCGAAAAUCAAUAAAAUCGAUAGAUAACUGUGCCUUUUUAUUUCAACAACAAAGUGGAUCUUUUUAUAAAGUUCGCUUAACUCCUUUGGGCUAUUUUGUUUCAGUUGGAUAUGGGACAUCGAUAGAAGAAGCUGAAUACUAUUGUACUAAAAAUUGUUUAAAAAAUCUCAAAAAAUUGGAACAAAUUAUUGAAAAUAGUCACCAAAAUACAUUAUAUACGAAUCAAAUUAUCAAGUUGAUUUGUUCGCUUAAAGAAAAAUAUAAUAUUUUGGAUAAUUUUGACACAAAUGAUAUUGAAAUGGAAAAUAAAACUGAAAAGGAUAAAGCAAGUGGCUAUAAUAGCGAUUAUAAUGCAGGCCAAGAGGAAUUUAAAAAGGAAACUCAUCAUGAUCAAUCAUCAAAUUCACCAGAACAAAAUUAUCAACAAACAUUUUCAAGUGCUAGUUCUAGUUCGAAUUUAAAUCCAGGUUUUAAUUCAAAUGCAAACAUAUUAAAUAUUGAUUGGGAUGCUAAGAAUAAAUUGUAUGGAAAACUAGGUAAAGUCAAACUCAUCCCAAUUUAUCGAUUUGAUUUAGUUUCUGGACGCAGUCGUGCAAGAAUUUAUGUUCGAAAUAAUUUGUUAGGAGAAGGAGUUGGGCAAAACAAAAAACAUUCUGCUCAAAUAGCUGCGAUGAAUGCAUUAAAAAAUACUGAUAUUUUAAAUAAUUUGAGAAACGAGGACUUGGAUUAAUUUUCGAUAAAUAAAUUAUUGAAAAACAUUACAAUAAAAUAAGACUUGGAAACUUUCGAGUAGCAAGAUUUUAGAACUGAAUUGGAUUGAGUGAAUGGGAAAGCUUUUAUUGAGUUAAAUUUGGUUAUCUAAAUGGUCUAAAUGGUAAAUGAUAAAAAAAAAUAAUAAAAAAUAAUAAAAAAAGAAAAGCAAAUUGGGUUUGAAUCUUUUAAUAAAAGAUGAGAUGUUAUCAAUGUUUGUUCAUGAAUGUUUGUUCAUGAAUGUUUUUUUAGAGAGCAUUUUGAUUGACUCAUGUGACUGUUCAUUGAGUUGAUGGUUAAUGGUUAUUGAUUGAUGUAUUAUAUGUGUUUGAAGAUUUUCCAUCAGCUCGGAGUUCGGAAAAUAUGUGUAAAUUAGUAAAUUAGUAAAUUAGUAAAUUUUUAAUAUAGUGUAUCUCUAUAUAGAUGAGAUUUAAAGAAAAUAUUUCUUUGAUUUUGUAUUUUAACAUAAUUCAAC